UGGUGGGCUUUCCGUCGGGAAGAAGUGGACGGUGGGCGAGGGCUGGAGCGGCGGCGGCGGCUUCUAAGCUGAAGGUGUUUUAAAGAAGAUGAAAUUAAGUCUCUCCAAAAUAGUCGAUGGCUGUCGUCUUGGUACACUGACAAACCUAGGCAAGAAAGGAGUUCACUCCAUGGACAUUCCAGGUUGUCUGCUUUAUACCAAAAUGGGAUCAGCGCCACACCUGACCCAUGACACUCUACAAAUGGUUAAAGGCGUUCCAGCGGUCGCUCAGCUGUCACUGGCAACAUUGGCAGAUCUUCAUGAGGUCUUGGCAGAAUAUAAAGAAGGAACUGCAAAGUUCAUAGGUAUGCCAGAGUCAGUCCUGUAUUGCUCCCUCCAUGACUCAGUUAUCUGCUGUCCUCCUGGUUACAACAACAACAAGGCAGUUUCAGUAUGGGGAUGCGGAGGUCGGAUGGAAAUGACAGCAUCAAAGUUCAUGGCCAUCCAGCAGGUUAUCCAGCCAGACUGGUUCCAGUGUCUCUCGGAUGGAGACACUAUUUCUGGAGAAAUCUCCAAGAAGAGGGCCAAGAAGUCUGUAGAUCGUUCUCUGUCCUUUUUGGAUGAGUGUCUACAUCUGCAAGAAGAAUCGCCAGAGUUGCAGCAGAGCCUGAUGAUUGGGGUUAUUGAAGGUGGAGAUGUGUUGGAGGAGAGGUUGAGAUCAGCGAGGGAGACUGCCAAGAGACCUGUGGCUGGCUUUCUUUUGGAUGGCUUUCAGGGAAAUGCCAUGGCCAAAGAAACUAAACUGGAACUCUUGUCCUCAGUUACAGCAGAGCUGCCAGAAGAUAAACCAAGACUCAUGCAUGGUAUUGGUAGGCCGGAUGAGGUCCUGGAGUGUAUUGAGAGAGGGGUGGAUAUUUUUGAGAGUUGUUUUCCUUACCAGGUGACAGAGCGGGGCUGUGCCUUGUCCUUCAGCUAUAAUUAUCAGCCAAAUCCUGAAACAGCAGUCAUCAAAGAGAAUGGACAAACAGAUGUGCAGGGGGAAGAAGAAAAAGAAAAAAAUGAAAAUGUAACACUCAGUGGACCACAAGAAAUUACUCCCUUUGAAAUAUAUUUGAAAGAAAAAAGGUACCAGGAUGAUUUUGGGCCUUUAGUAAAAGGCUGUUCCUGUUACUGCUGUCAGAAUCAUAGCCGUGCCUAUGUUCAUCACCUACUCAUGACCAAUGAGUUGUUAGCUGGUGUCCUGCUUAUGAUGCAUAACCUGCAGCAUUACUUUGGCUUCUUCUGUUCUAUCCGUGAUGCUCUGAGAGAAAACAAGUUGGACCAGCUGAAAAAGUCUGUCAGCAGCUGAGCACUUUGAGUGCAGAAGUGUUACAAAAACAGUGCAAGGAGAAAAAGAAUCCAUGAAGCAGAGAGCUGCAUACAUUUUUUUACCAUUAGUUUCAUGUCAUCUAAUGCACAGUCCCCUUUGGUCAUUACAAACUAAGCAGUGAUGGGUAUUUUUCCUAUUAGCCUGACUGCUAAAGGAAUCAAAAAUUGUAAGAACCUUUUUACAGAUAGGUAGGUCUAAGCUGGACAUUAUUUUCAUGAACUGUGUUAUUUUCAUGAGUCGUGUUCCUUAUUUUAGAGACCCUAAUUACUAGAGUUAGAAUGAAAAAGCAAAGAAUACAAAUUGCCAGGUGAACCAUAGGAAAAAGAUAAGCUUCUAUUUUGGAUUCUGAUGUCAUCCUUGCUAUACUUACUGGACUAAAAACAAGUCUAUUAAAAAUUCUCUUUUAGUAAGUCUGUGGGGAAUAGGUAAAAUGUGUAAAGAAGGAAACCCCUCUUGUAACAGACUUCACUUCAACAUUUUCGUUCCCUGAGCACAUUGCUGCCAUUUUGCAAACUGAUCCAGUCCUUACCCGCACUCCAUGUUCUUGCUAGCUUUGAUUCUUCAUUGUUACAGAGUGCCAGCUAAUUGGCUGGUCUCAUCCCAUCGCCUAAAUUCAGCUGUUAGUUGCAAGUGGAGUGGAUCCUUUGAGUCAGUUUUUGAAUGGCAAAAGUAAGUAUAGUUUAUGCAGUUGAUCUACUCUGGUUGGAACUAGCAAUUGGCCUUAGGCCCAAGGUUUUGACAGAAUGCCUUCAAAUGACAGCUGUCUGUUGUCAGAAGCUAAAUCGAAUUUUCAUCAUAACUAGUUGCUGAAUAGUAAGUCAACAUUUAUUUAAAUCUCCUAGGCAAAGGUGAAGGUAGUCCCUUGACAUGAAUGCCUAGUCAUAACUAACUGUAAGGGAUGGUGCUCAUCUCUGUUUCUAAGCCGAACGGCUAGCGUUGUCCGAGGACUGCUCUGGUGGUCAUGUGGCCAGUAUGAC
Sceloporus undulatus (fence lizard) is the source of this 2325-nucleotide messenger RNA. RefSeq names its product queuine tRNA-ribosyltransferase accessory subunit 2 (gene QTRT2). The transcript is spliced from 9 exons. Bases 89 to 1327 code for a protein of 412 amino acids. Gene Ontology annotation, molecular function: tRNA-guanosine(34) queuine transglycosylase activity. Lineage: Eukaryota; Metazoa; Chordata; Lepidosauria; Squamata; Phrynosomatidae. The record is from RefSeq and is a predicted model, not a curated record.